Molecule: messenger RNA, 1050 nt
Organism: Brassica oleracea var. oleracea
Lineage: Eukaryota; Viridiplantae; Streptophyta; Magnoliopsida; Brassicales; Brassicaceae
Exons: 3
Coding region: 1-1050 (349 amino acids)
Source: RefSeq, a predicted model, not a curated record
AUGACUUUUGAACGGUGGAGAGGAUAUACUCCUGGUCCAAAUGAAGUUUUACCUCCCAAUCCUGUUUGUCGACUUCACAAGAGUCUCUAUGGCCUUAAGCACGCCUCACGCCAGUGGAAUCAGACGUUCACAAAGGUUCUUGUUGAUGCUGGUUAUACUCAAUCUGAGUCUGAUACAAGUCUUUAUGUUAAAGCUUCUCCUACGGCUUUUGUUGCUGUCUUGGUAUAUGUGGAUGACAUUGCCAUUGCUAGUAAUAAUGAUGAGGAGCUUUCUGCAUUGAAGUCGACACUUGUUGCUGCUUUUAAGAUCAAGGAUCUUGGUCUUAUGCGGUUCUUUCUUGGGCUGGAAAUUGCGCGUUCUGUCUCUGGCAUCUCUGUUUGCCAACGCAAGUAUGCUUUGGACUUACUAGAGACUGUUGGACUUCUUGCAUGUAAACCUGCGAGUGUACAUAUGGAUCCUUAUGCGCAUUUGAGUCUGGAGGAUGGUACUCCUUUACCUUCUGCUCGGCCUUAUAGAGAACUCAUUGGUCGAUUGUUGUACUUGACGAUAACACGUCCUGUCAUCACUUUUGCAGUUCACAAACUGAGUCAGUUUCUCCAGCGACCUACUGAUGUUCAUCUACAGGCUGCUCAUCGAUUUCUUAAAUAUGUGAAAGGCAAUCCUGGUCAAGGUUUGUUCUAUCCUUCGAAUUCUGAGCUAUGUUUGAACGCUUUCGCCGAUGCUGAUUGGGCUUCUUGUCGAGAUACUCGUAUUUCUACUACUGGUUAUUGCGUUUAUCUCGGCACUUCUCUCAUUUGCUGGCGUUCUCAGAAUAAGUCAGCCAUCUACAUCGUCACGAAUCCUGUUUUUCACGAGAGGACCAAACACGUUGAGCUUGAUUGUCACAUUGUGCGUAAUCAGCUGAAAGCUGGAACUCUCACUGCGAUUCAUGUUACUAGUGUUAAUCAGCUCUCCGAUAUAUUAACCAAGCCUCUUCAUCCUUCUCCAUUUCAUUUUCUGCUUGGUCGACUCUCGGUUUCAAGCCUUUAUCUUCCUCGUGAUCCAGAUUAA